AUGCGGAACAGCUGGUUAAUUUCUCUUGCUGCUGCAGCAGUCGCCGAGGGCAAGGCAUACUCUCCUCCUGCUUACCCUGCUCCCUGGGCCAGCGGCGCCGGCGACUGGGCUGGCGCUCAUCAAAGGGCUGUCGAAUUCGUCUCGAAAUUGACCUUGGACGAAAAAGUCAACCUGACGACUGGUGUUGGAUGGCAGGGGGGACAAUGCGUUGGAAACACAGGAAGUAUUCCCCGUUUGGGGUUCCGCAGUCUCUGCAUGCAGGAUUCACCACUUGGUGUGAGAGACACUGAUUUUAAUACUGCCUUCCCUGCUGGUGUCAAUGUCGCCGCUACCUGGGAUCUCGAACUUGCCUACAUGCGCGGUGUAGCUAUGGCCCAGGAACACCGUGGGAAAGGUGUGGAUGUGCAACUCGGCCCAGUUGCAGGCCCGCUGGGAAGGGUACCGGAAGGUGGGCGUAACUGGGAAGGUUUCGCGCCAGACCCUGUGUUGACUGGUCAGAUGAUGGCCAGUACUAUUAAAGGAAUGCAGGAUACCGGUGUGAUUGCUUGCGCGAAGCACUAUAUUGGCAACGAACAAGAACACUUCCGUCAGGGCUCUCAAGGAAACUACACCGUUGCUGAUGCCAUCAGCUCCAACAUCGAUGACGCUACUUUGCACGAGUUGUACCUGUGGCCGUUUGCCGAUGCGGUCAGGGCAGGCGUCGGCUCCGUCAUGUGUUCUUACAAUCAAGUGAACAACAGUUAUGCUUGCGGCAAUAGCUAUACUUUGAACCACCUCCUCAAGGGUGAGCUCGACUUUCAAGGUUUUGUCAUGACUGAUUGGAGUGCUCAACACUCUGGUGUCGGCGAUGCUCUUGCCGGAGCUGACAUGGAUAUGCCUGGUGAUGUGGGUUUUAACAGCGGAACUGCUUUCUGGGGUACUAACUUGACGGUUGCCGUUCUCAAUGGUACUGUUCCCGAAUGGCGUAUUGACGACAUGGCUGUUCGUAUCAUGUCCGCUUACUACAAGGUUGGUCGCGACCGUACUCAGGUUCCCAUCAACUUUGCUAGCUGGACUUUGGAUACCUAUGGAAAUGAAUACUACUACGCUGGUGAGGGCUAUAAGGAAAUCAACCAGCACGUUGAUGUGCGUAGCGACCACUCUAAGGUCGUUCGUGCAAUCGGCAGUGCCAGCAUUGUACUCCUCAAGAAUGUUGGUGGCGCUCUUCCAUUGACUGGUAGAGAGAAGUUUGUUGCAGUAUUUGGUGAAGAUGCAGGCUCCAAUCCCGAUGGGGUCAAUGGCUGCCCUGACCGCGGUUGUGACCAAGGUACCUUGGCUAUGGGAUGGGGCAGUGGUACUGCCAACUUCCCUUAUUUGGUCACCCCUGAACAAGCUAUCCAAGCCGAAGUCUUGCAGAACGGUGGUACGUUUACUGCUAUUACCAACAGUGGAGCCAUUACCACGGCCAUGACCGUGGCCUCUCAAGCUUCUGUUUGCCUUGUGUUUGCUAAUGCAGACUCCGGAGAAGGAUACAUUACCGUGGACGGCAAUGCGGGGGACCGCAAGAACUUGACCCUGUGGCAGAACGGUGAAGCUAUGAUUUCAGCUGUCGCAGGAAACUGCAACAACACCGUGGUCGUCCUUCAUACUGUUGGGCCCGUCCUCGUUGAGGACUGGGUGAACCAUCCUAACAUUAGUGCUGUUUUAUGGGCGGGUUUGCCUGGAGAGCAGAGCGGCAACGCCUUGGUCGAUGUUCUUUAUGGCAAAGUCAACCCUGGAGGCAAGUCUCCUUUCACUUGGGGCAAAAAUCGUUCUGACUGGGGAGUUGAUGUCAUAUACGAGCCCAACAAUGGAGAUGGUGCUCCCCAGCAGGACUUCAAAGAGGGUAUCUUUAUUGAUUAUCGACACUUUGAUAAAUACAACAUUACUCCCACUUACGAGUUUGGCUAUGGUCUCAGCUAUACCACUUUCUCAUUCUCAAACCUCAAGGUGACUCCUCUGGCUGCUCCUCCAUACAAACCAGCCAGGGGCCAGAGCAGACCAGCACCUGUGCUAGGCAAGGUUCUGGACGCCACGGCCUACCUUUUCCCUAACUACAUUAAACGGAUUCAAGCAUUCAUUUACCCCUGGCUCAACACCACUGAUCUCAGGGCUGCCUCUGGGGAUCCAAAUUACGGCUGGCCUACUUCCAAGUAUGUGCCUGAUGGCGCUCAAGACGGAUCACCGCAACCAGUCAACCCCGCUGGUGGUGCUCCUGGUGGUAACCCUGGUCUAUACGACCCCGUUGCCGAAAUCAGUGUGACCAUCAAAAACACCGGAAGCGUCAAUGGUAUCGAAGUGCCCCAACUAUAUGUCUCUCUCGGUGGUCCCUCUGAUGCACCCAAGGUGCUUCGGAGUUUUGGCCGUAUUUCUCUCGACCCUGGCGGGGAGGCCCUGUGGACAACCGUUUUGACCCGACGAGAUGUGUCUAACUGGGACACUGUCAGCCAGAACUGGGUUGUCACAAAAUACCCCAAGACUGUUUAUGUUGGCAACUCAUCUCGCAACUUGCCUCUCCAGCAGACGUUGGCUCUCGACAUUAGAAAGUAG
Talaromyces marneffei is the source of this 2568-nucleotide messenger RNA. RefSeq lists its product as uncharacterized. Gene Ontology annotation, molecular function: beta-glucosidase activity. Lineage: Eukaryota; Fungi; Ascomycota; Eurotiomycetes; Eurotiales; Trichocomaceae. The coding region runs from base 1 to 2568 and encodes 855 amino acids. The record is from RefSeq and is a predicted model, not a curated record. Gene Ontology annotation, biological process: glucan catabolic process. The transcript is spliced from 5 exons.